Vigna radiata var. radiata (mung bean) is the source of this 1227-nucleotide messenger RNA. Its product is annotated as transcription factor bHLH18. NCBI's taxonomy places the organism in Eukaryota, Viridiplantae, Streptophyta, Magnoliopsida, Fabales, Fabaceae. The transcript has 5 exons. The record is from RefSeq and is a predicted model, not a curated record. Gene Ontology annotation, molecular function: protein dimerization activity. Bases 61 to 927 code for a protein of 288 amino acids.
AUAACAGUCACACGUAUAGGUCCCCACCCGCCAUAGUUCACCUUCUUCCGUGUCCAAAUCAUGGAGGAAAACCAGCGGGGGAAGUUGUCUUCCCAUAUGGAAAUGGAGGAUGAGGUGUUGAAUGAAUGUUUGUGCCAGACGAAGCCCUUUGAUGAAGAGUUUUUAAGAGAUAUUCUACAGCAGCCGCAAGAGGGUGCAGCUACAGGUCUUAAUAGUUUUGGUGAGACAAGCUGUGUGGCAACCACAUCUCCAACCACCUAUGUACUGUCUUUUGACAAAUCCGAUGAUCCUCAUUCUGUGUCUGCUUGGAAAGAUGUCUCCCACAACUUGCCUUUGUCCUCGACAAGGACCAACCAAGGAACAAGGAAGACUCGAAGCGCUUCUGAAUCAAUGGAUCACAUCAUGUCAGAGAGAAAGAGGAGACAGGAACUCACCAGAAAAUUCAUAGCACUUGCUUCCACUAUCCCUGGCUUGAAGAAGAUGGACAAAGCACAUGUACUAAGAGAAGCAAUAAAUUACGUGAAGCAACUGAAAGAACGUGUAGAAGUGCUAGAAGAAGAUAUCCAGAAGAACGGUGCAGAAUCAUCGAUCACCAUAACAAGAUCUCAUCUAUGCAUUGAUGACACAAACAGUGAUGAAUGGUAUGGGUCCAAUGAAGCAGUUCCUGCUGAAGUUGAAGCCAGAGUCUUAGGGAAGCAAAUGUUGAUCAAAAUUCACUGUGGAAAACAAAAGGGUAUUCUGCUCAAAAUAUUGUCUCAGCUUGAACGUCUUCAUCUCUUGAUAUCCACUAGCAAUGUCUUGCCACUUGGAAGUACCAUUGACAUCACCAUCAUUGCUCAGAUGGGUGAUGAAUACAAGAUGGUGGUGAAGGAUCUAGUGAAAGAACUGAGACAAGUGGCUAUGAUGAAGUCGUGUGUGUCACAGUGACGAGUCCACUCGUUUUAGUUUAAGGACUUGAGAAUCACAACUUAUGAAGCCGUUUUACAUUAAUUCAAUGGCUUCUUUUGUUUCAUGUGAACCAAUAAAAUUUUAUUUAUGUUUGCUCCUGUUAACUAUUAUAUAUCUCACGCCUGCUUUAUUAUGGUAUGUUAGUCUUGGAAGAUCCAAGAUCACCAAUAUGAUAGGAUACAAAUUUAAUCUGUAAUUUAUAACAAUAAUAAAAGUAAAGGUAAAGUUCAUUUUUUUUUCUACUUUAUCCUUUAAAAUCAUACAUAACAUUACUUAAAA